UGCCCUUCCUUCACGCGAUACUUAUAUUCCUCCCCGUCGGAAAUUCCAUCACAACUUCUAGGGCCGAAUUCGCGGUCGUUUUCCGUAGUUCUGUUUUGGCCUCCCGUUGCUCAGUAGAACCGCCACACCACAGUCGUGACUCCUCGUUUUAUUCCUACAAGCGACUACCAAUUACCGCGCUGACCUUUUCUCCCCGCAUCACAAGUAGUACACUCAGUGACCAUGAGUCCCCACACAAGUUUGCCCAUCCCUAGUAGGCUCCCUAGCAGGCAUGCGUCCCUCCUAAUCGUCCUCCCUCUUCAAGCAGUCUUCCUAGCGUUACUCGCCGUCGCGCCUUGCGACGCGCACGUGCAGGUCACUCCACCUGACCAAGUCCCCGUGAUGACCCAGAAGGACCUCCUUAAAGUAAUUUCCAAAACGGAGUUGAAAGAAAUCGAGGCGCAGAUCCAGUCCGCCCUCGCUAAUUUCACAACGGACGGGGUAAACUCGACGCGGAAAAAGGGGGGCCACAAGCGCAAGAGCGGCAAGAGCAAGGGACACCGAUCCGGCAAUAAAGGAAGAACCCACGGCAAGGGAAGCUCGUCAACAGUUCCAGAUAUUGGCACGGUCUUGGGUUACGAUGGCAACAACGAAUCUGGUAACGGAGUGAACGAGAUUGUAACGCUGCCCACUGGGCCCGGCAGCAACGGCCCCGUUAAAGGCAUGGCGCGCGCCCAGAGCGUUCUGCUCCAGCUUUCUUAUAUCGAAGCGACGCUCGGUACGGCGUCGAGGCGCGCGGAGGAGACGAGCUCGUGCGGAAAGCUACUGUAUCGGGCGCACUUCCAGAUUCCAAAAGCGAUCGACUUAGCCGAAAAAGGCGCGCUCGUCAAAGCGGGCUGGAAAAUCGCGUUCGCGCGGUCGCUUCUCGAGGAGUGCCUUAGCGCGGAUCCGCACUCGGCGGUGGCGGAGCUCGCGGAGGCGGCGCGGACGGCGACAAACCUUGUGAUGCCGGAUCUGAAGAAGAACGACAACGCCAACUGGCAGCGGCUGCAGUGGCUCAAGGAUCGCGAGGUGGAUCCGAUCGACACCAACGGCGAAGCUGAGCCGUUGGAUCCGCUGGAGAUCGACUACUGCGAGAAGUUCUCGGAAGUGAACGGCAACGAUGCGAAGAUUCGGGUCGACACGACGACCCCUUGCCGCGGCAGCCGCGUGCGGUCAGACGUGCAGUACCCGUCGGGCAUCUUCAGCGCGCGCAUCAAGUGCCCCAAGGGCGACAUCAGCGGCUUGGUGCAAUCCUACUAUUUGUCCUCGUUAGAAGGCAGUCGCGAUCAGGACGAGAUCGACUUCGAGUUCUUAGGAAAAGACAAGUGGCAGGUGCAGACGAAUUACUACGUGAACGGCAAGGGCGGGCGCGAGGUGCUCAUCCCGCUAGGGUUCGACUGCUCGUCGGACUUCCACGAGUACACCAUCUUCUGGAACAACCAGCAAAUCAUCUGGCAGAUUGACGGCAAGGUGGUGCGCGUGGCAAAGCGCAAGGAGGGGGAGCCGUACCCCGUGAAGCCCUCGUAUGUGUACGCGUCGAUAUGGGACGCGAGCUACGUGCUCGAUGGCCGCUGGUCGGGCGACUGGCGCGGCUGGGACGUGCCUUACAUUGGCGAGUACGAGGACUUGAAGGUGGUCUCUCCAGCACCCGAUGUCUCCUGGUAACCCACACAACACAAGAACACCAUUCCACCGGAGCAGGAAAAGCGGGCGGGGAGGCAGGAGGAGCAGACGGAGCAUUGCAGAAUAAUGGCUUGCCUUCUCCGGCCAAGUAAAAGGGAAAGCGACAUGCGCUAGAGUGGCCCCGGCCCCACCAACGCUGCACAACACUGGGCCAAUAAGGACAGCCAAUAUAGCCACAAGGUAGUUAUGAAGUGGGCUAUCCGAAGGGAAGCAAUGCAUGUAGGAACAGUGUAUGUGGAGUGCAGUUUCAAGGCGGCCUUCCUCAGGCUAAGUAGGGCACCUCUGUCUGGUAUUGCACUUGGUAGUGUAGCAAGAUUGUAGCAAUAGUAACUCUUACUUCAAUAGCCUAACAGCGAGAAACAAGCAUGAUCUUAUUGAACACACAA
Messenger RNA from Closterium sp. NIES-67, 2090 nucleotides. The record is from the annotation of a GenBank genome assembly. NCBI's taxonomy places the organism in Eukaryota, Viridiplantae, Streptophyta, Zygnematophyceae, Desmidiales, Closteriaceae.